AGGAGCACAAAUAUUCCAACUAUUAAUCAUAUUUCAACGACAAGUUUGUGCAAAUUUGAAUUUUGAGUAAAAAAUACUUCAGAAUGAAUAGAAAAUUCGGAAUGAAUAAGGCUUAUGUGCCACCACAUGCCCGCCAGAUGACAUCGCCAGAGAGAUUGAAAAAAAUCCGCAGCCUUGUGUGUUUGAAUGUUCCUCCGCAACUUUUGGACAAGGCUUCCUUCAAAAGGCAUUUUUCCCAAUUUGGGACAGUCACAAAGAUAAACAUUACUGCUGCAAAAAAUUCAGCGCAAGUUCAUUUUGAAACUCAUGAACAAGCAUCUGCUGCCAAACGAAAUGCCGCGAAAGGGUUUCCAGAGAGUUUCCAGCUGUUUUGGUCGCAAGUGCAGCCAAGGAAAUCAUUGGAUUUGGACACAUCUGGUUCUCCUACAAAAAAGGCAACCGCAUCAGGCGCAGCCCAAGAUGUUCAAGAAGAACUGCAAAGUAUGUCCCAGCAAGGAGGAUAUGUCACUUCAGAACGAAGGGAUGAACCAGGCCCAUCUAAGCAGCCCCGCGUGGAAAACAUUUCGAGCAACCCAUUUGCAGGAAAGAGUGAAGCACCACCCAAUCCUUUUGGCAGGCCAAGUGUGUUUGGCCAGCAGUCUCCAAGUCGCAAUUUGUUCCAACCAAAAGAAAACCCACCUCAGCUUUUCCAACUUUCGGAUAAGCCAAAGCCACUUUUUGGAUUACCGCCAGCUAGCCUAAAUCAGCCAGAAUUCCAGAAGUCCAUCUUUGGCACAACUGCCAAGCCGGACGUUCAGUUUCAGACAAACCCCCCGACUGAAGUUCGAUCUUCAAGUGUCAGCAAACCGGCUGUGUUGUCUGUACAGGCUCCUAAAAUGAACACAAAACUCCCUGCAGAAACAUUGACAUUGCUAUCAACUGCAAAGAAAGUGGCAAAUUCGAUUGAGGACAAGCUGGCUGUGCUCGAAGCUCGGGACAAGCUGAUCCGACAGAAGAGGGUGAAGAGCUCCAACUUAGCCUCUGCAACAAAAACUAUAGGAACAUGUCCAGAUAUGUGUCCAGAAAAAGAAAGAUUUUUAAGAAUAGACAGACAUCAAGUUUCUCAGUAUGAGAUCAUAGAUGGAGAGCUAAACCACCAAUUCUUUGUGAAGCAAUACUCGAGAAGCUCUGCUGACCAAGAACUUCCCCUUGCUCAUGAGCUUCGACCAUCACCAGUCCUCCGCAUGACAAUGAAUUACCUGCUCUCCCAUAUAGCACCCAGGGUCGAACUUCCUGGAGAGCAUUUAGGAGAAUGGUUCCUUUUCCUCUGGGACCGAACCAGAGCCAUUCGCAAGGAAGUGACGCAGCAGGAGCUCUGCAACGAAGAUGCGGUUGUUCUCCUGGAACAAUGCGCUAGAUUCCACAUUGCCUGCGCUGCCAGACUUGCUGCUGAAAAUGUCAAAAAUUUUGAACCAAAGAUAAACACGGAGAAUUUGGCAAAAUGUCUGCAGACCUUGAAACAUCUGUACCACGACAUGAGUCUCGAAGGAAAAGCGUGUCAAAAUGAAGCAGAGUUCCGAGCUUAUAUAGUACUCCUCAACUUAAACACUGGGGAUGCUAUUUGGGAGGUCCAGCAAUUAAGCCCUGAUGUGUUAGCUUCAAUACCAGUGAAACAGGCCAUCAAAGUGUAUCUCUCUCUCAGCACACACAACUUUGUGGGCUUUUUUAAAAUGGUCCGCACCAUGGGUUUCCUGCCAGCAGCAAUUUUAAUGCGUUACUUCACUCAAGUCCGCUCAAAAGCCCUAGAAAUCCUAAUCAGGUCCUUCUGCCAUUCUGUCAAGUCUUCGUUCGCGUUUCCGUUGGAUAACCUGGUUAGACUGCUAGCAUUUGAAGACAUUUCCGAGGCAGCGGAGUUCUGCCAGCACCAUGGCCUGGACACAACUACCGACAUGGUCUUAUUUUCAAGAACAACCUUCAUGAAGCCAGAGACUAGCAUUCCCAUCCGGAGAGCCAAAAAUUUGGUUGAGAGUCAACUGCAAGUGACUUUUGCUGAGGCCAUCGCUGGAUAUCCCAUUGCCAGUUUCAAUAAAGAACCAAACAUGCCAGCGUCUAGUUUUGGCCCAAGAGGAACUUUGAAUCCUGAAAUUUUAGCAAGUCUGGAGGAAAUUUCUGUGGCGCAAAUGCCUUCGAGCAGCAACAUCACUCUUUCGAAAGGGAUUUUUUCCAGCCAGUCGCUCUUUCCACAGACAACGCAAAUGAUCUUCGGUCAAACUACACCAAGCAACGUCCCUGCAAGAACAAUUCCUACAACACCCCAGUCUUUGUUUGGACUGAAACCUGCUGCUAGAGAAGUGGCUUCGCACAUGGAUCCGCAAAAGGUUGCCCGAAUUGCAGAAGCAACUUGGGAAAGCAUUGUUACGAGAGGAGUUUCUUUAUUGGUUCAAGACACUGCAUCCAAAAUGCUUCGAGAUGCGAAGCGGCAGAAAAUUGCUCAUUCUAUCACGAAGACUCAUUUCAUCCAGACUAUCGACCAAUAUACCAAGGAAAUUUGCACUAGUGAGCUUGCAGUUGUCAAAAAAGAAGAAAAUUUGAGAAAACUGAAAGUAUUUGAACUAAAGCAGAGGGAAAAGAUGAGGGAAAAAGAAAUCGGCAAGAAGAGUGACCAGCUUGUGCAUCAAUUUGUAUAUCAGGUUGUUGCUGAAGAAGCACGGAGUUUGGCCUCUGCAGAAUUGCAACGGCAGAAGAUUCUUCACAACUGGGUUACAAACACAAACGCCAGGGUUACGGACGAAGCUCUGAAGGAAAUUGUCUGCAAGGUGGCUUCCGAGGAGCUGAGGGAGGCGCAAUUGUUGUGGAGGAAGCAAGUCCAGGAGUUGACGGAGAAACUUUUGCUGUGCAGGGCACGCCGAAUGUUGCUCAAGUGGAGAGACUUGAUGGUUAUGCUCAAGGAGCGAAGAGCCAAGAUGCAGCGAUUCCCAGCAGGAAGAUCUGUACUCAAUACUGCAGAUCAGUUAGCGGAAUUGAGCGUUGUCAGUCCCAAGCGGCAUCCAUUGUUUUGGACAAGGAAAGAGAUUCAAAAUCUGACAAGUUUCCAAACAACUGGAACUCAAAGCUUGCCUCUGGUGGACACCAAUUCCAUUUCAUCUAUGCUGAAAGUCGUCAACAAACCUGUCCCACUCCUCGUUGGGGACUACCAAGUAACUCCAACAGUGUGGCGACUCUUGGUCUCAAUUCCAUCAGCAGACUUCGAUCUGAGGACCUGGGCUGAGCUUUGCUUUGCUCGAGGUCGACUCUCUGAUCAAGGAGGGAGCACAACAUUUUUGUAUGAUGAUCUCAUAAUGACAUUUGAGCUGUCCAUUGGGUUGACGAGCACCAAAUGCACUCCUAAUGCUGUUGCGUUGGUGGUAAAAGAUCAAUCAGAUGCAGCUGACAGACUAGAGCAGCUACUCUUAGAGCCUCCACCAGUGCCUGUUGCCCUCCUUAUGCUUGGAGAUCAACCUCUGGGCAAAAAACUGGAAUGUGCCCUUCAACGUCUUAGCUCAGCUAAGGUGUUAUUUAAUGUCAACGUUUUUGUGUUGCCUGAAGAGCCAGAUUCCGCAGCAGAGAUUCAAGGAGCUCUGGAGUGGUUAGCUCAGAAGAGCAAAAACUCGGUCGAUUUUUAUGUGGUCACCACUGUGUCAGACCUCGUCUCCAGUAUAAUGCACGAGUCAUUUUGGCAAACUGUCGUUUUGGCAACUGGUCCCAAAACUCACCAGCAGAAUUCAGCUUUGCAGAAGAACCCAGUUAUGUGCCACGCGAUUACUAAUGCUGCACUUGAUCACUUGGCAAAACUGACUUUGGCCCCUGCGUUAUUACAACCAGAAGAAGAAUGCCUUUUAAAAAACAAAUACAAGUCUUUGCCAGCCAACUGGAACUCCUGGCAAUUUAGGCAAAAUGUUUCUCAGGCUAUUAACAAACACAAAUUGCCACCGCUGGACUUUGACAUUGACAAUUGCGACUGGCCUAGUGUUUUUGUCAUUUUGACAGAAUUUUGCAGAAAACUUCCAAUGGAGUCGUCACGCUUAAGCCUUUUAAUCAGCUGGACAUCUCAUCAAAUUAUUGCUUUAAGCAAAAACUACAGUGCCAGUCCAGACAGUUUACCAUGGCCCAGCCUUAUUGAGAAUAUCUGCAGUGAGUUCAUCGCCUCUCAAAAACUGACUGAUCCUCUCAGCCGAUCUGGAUCGGAAUUUACUUUUGCUAUUAGUAACAAACAACUGCUUGAAGUCUUGUCAUGCAAUUGGUGCCCGAAUGACUUGCUGCGACUUAUAAGACAAUUGUGUCAGAAGGCUUGUACUGCAAAUUUGGAAAACUCUGGUGAACAAAUAGGCUUGACAAAUGAAAGCUCUCAAAACAGACGAGUCCUGGAAGAUUUGCACAACAAACUUCAGUCGUUUCUUCUUGACCUCGAAGAAAGCAAGAAAGCCCAAGUUGAGCUGGAGAUGAAAAUAAAUAAUCUCUCCUAAUUGUUUUGUAAUCAGUUUCAAAUUGAGUAACACCCAAUUAUUUGAUGUAAGAUAAUAAAUUAAAACAAAAAGUUUUG
This is a messenger RNA of Neocloeon triangulifer, 4558 nucleotides long. It is a transcript of the gene xmas, whose product is annotated as germinal-center associated nuclear protein. Lineage: Eukaryota; Metazoa; Arthropoda; Insecta; Ephemeroptera; Baetidae. The coding region runs from base 84 to 4481 and encodes 1465 amino acids. Gene Ontology annotation, molecular function: RNA binding. The transcript is spliced from 16 exons. Gene Ontology annotation, biological process: mRNA export from nucleus. Gene Ontology annotation, cellular component: nucleus; transcription export complex 2; cytoplasm. The record is from RefSeq and is a predicted model, not a curated record.